CAGUUAAGACAAACAGUAAGGAGAAUGGACAAAAGAAACUGCUCUUCAUUCACAGAGUUUCUUUUAUUGGGAAUUACCAGUAAUCCUGUCAUGGAAGUAGUUCUAUUCAUCAUAUUUCUUCUCAUCUAUAUCAUUAUUCUUGUCGCCAAUCUUGGAAUGAUCAUUUUGAUCAGGAUGGACCCCCAGCUUCACACACCAAUGUACUUCUUCCUCAGCCACCUCUCUUUCUCAGACCUCUGCUAUUCCACUGCAGUUGGACCAAAGAUGCUGGUGGACCUAAUGGCGAAACAAAAAUCUAUAUCUUUUCUUGGCUGUGCCUUGCAAUUAUUCACAUUCUGUAUUUUUAUAGAUGCUGAGUGUGUGCUGCUGGCAGUGAUGGCCUUUGAUCGGUACAAGGCCAUCAGCAAUCCCCUGAUGUAUGCUGCAGACAUGUCCAGGGGAUUUUGCUACCAACUCCUUGCUGGAGUGUAUGUACUAGGAAUGACAGAUACUCUGAUGAAUACUAUAACAACCUUUGGGUUAUGUUUUUGUAGGUCAAAUGAGAUUAAUCAUUUCUUCUGUGAUUUCCCCCCUAUCAUGUCACUGUCUUGCUCAGAUACAUAUGCCAGUGAACUAGCAAUAUUUGUGUUUUCUGGGUUUGUUGAGCUGUGCACCAUUUCGGGACUCCUUGUCUCUUACUGUUACAUCAUCACCUCAGUCUUGAAGAUCUGCUCUGCUGAGGGGAGGUUCAAAGCUUUCUCCACCUGUGCCUCCCACCUGACUACAGUUGCCAUUUUUCAGGGAACUCUGCUCUUUAUGUAUUUCCGGCCAAGUUCUUCCUACUCCCUAGAUCAAGACAAGAUAACUUCACUGUUUUACACCCUGGUGAUUCCCAUGCUCAACCCUCUGAUUUACAGCCUGAGGAACAAGGAUGUGAAAGAAGCCCUCUAUAAACUGAGAAAUAAAUGGUCAUUUAAAUAA
Acomys russatus (golden spiny mouse) is the source of this 960-nucleotide messenger RNA. Its product is annotated as olfactory receptor 5W2-like. Gene Ontology annotation, molecular function: olfactory receptor activity; odorant binding; G protein-coupled receptor activity. The record is from RefSeq and is a predicted model, not a curated record. The coding region runs from base 25 to 960 and encodes 311 amino acids. Gene Ontology annotation, biological process: sensory perception of smell; G protein-coupled receptor signaling pathway. The transcript has a single exon. Lineage: Eukaryota; Metazoa; Chordata; Mammalia; Rodentia; Muridae. Gene Ontology annotation, cellular component: membrane.